Molecule: messenger RNA, 414 nt
Organism: Melampsora larici-populina 98AG31
Lineage: Eukaryota; Fungi; Basidiomycota; Pucciniomycetes; Pucciniales; Melampsoraceae
Exons: 3
Coding region: 1-414 (137 amino acids)
Source: RefSeq, a predicted model, not a curated record
AUGUGUUUUCUAAUAUCAGAUCAUCAAUGGACUCAGAUGCGAGAUUGUUGGCCGUUGUAUACCGGCACCCCAAACCGCGGACCCUGGAGUGAUCAACAGUGUAUAGAAUAUAAUUACGACGCAGCCCAGCGAUAUUAUGGUCAGGAUUCUGGAUCUUUAGCUAUCCGUUCCUUUUUGUGCCCCUACUGGUCACCUGGGGUUUGCGUGCCCUACGAGCAUUGUGAAUGCACCCCAAAUGUGUCAGCCAAACAGUUUCCCACUGAUCACGAAGCUUAUUUAACUGAAGACGAUUGGUAUUUUUGUAGAUUGUGGCCAUUGCACGUUGGUGAAACUUGUGAAAUUCUGGCACAGAUGGUAGAGCCUCCCCAAAGACCAAAGAAGGGGGGACAAAAAAGGAAAGCCAAAGAGAAUUAG